Huiozyma naganishii CBS 8797 is the source of this 1389-nucleotide messenger RNA. RefSeq names its product threonine--tRNA ligase MST1 (gene MST1). Gene Ontology annotation, cellular component: cytoplasm. Gene Ontology annotation, molecular function: ATP binding; threonine-tRNA ligase activity. The transcript has a single exon. Bases 1 to 1389 code for a protein of 462 amino acids. Gene Ontology annotation, biological process: mitochondrial threonyl-tRNA aminoacylation. NCBI's taxonomy places the organism in Eukaryota, Fungi, Ascomycota, Saccharomycetes, Saccharomycetales, Saccharomycetaceae. The record is from RefSeq and is a predicted model, not a curated record.
AUGUCGCUAUGGAAGAACCUGCAUGGAAGAUUGAGAUUCACAAAUAGACUGGUUGCUUCUACAGCUAGAUUCUACUCCAAACCGAGCGAUGUGAAAGCGGUGAAAUCCGUAUCUCAAGAGAUCGCUUCCAAACAAAAACUGUACUUGACGGACCCCGUGUCCCCCGGGUCCAUCUUCUUUUUGCCCAAUGGUACAAAGAUCUUCAAUAAGCUCAUCCAGUUCAUGAAAAUGCAAUUGCAACAGACACAGUUUGGAUACGAAGAAGUCAUCACUCCUCUGAUAUUUCGAAAAUCACUAUGGGAACAGUCGGGCCAUUGGGACAAUUACAAAGAGGACAUGUUUAGGGUAGAGGGACAGGAUAUUUCCAAGGAGACAUACGGACUAAAACCGAUGAAUUGCCCAGGGCAUUGUGUCAUGUUUCGAAAGUUUGACCAUUCGUACAACGAACUACCCCUCAGAUACACGGAUUUUUCGCCCCUGCAUAGAAAUGAGGCCUCUGGCGGAUUAUCGGGGCUGACCAGAUUAAGAAAUUUCCACCAGGAUGAUGGACAUAUCUUUUGUUCAAAGGAUCAAAUCGAUUCAGAAAUUCUUGGCUGUUUGCAGUUAGUCGACUUGUGUUACGGUCGGAUUUUUGAGUUCAAUGAAAACACAGACCAGUCUUAUUACAUUAAUUUAUCUACGAGACCAAAGGAUCACUACAUCGGGGACAUACAAGUCUGGGACCAUGCCGAGUCAGUACUGAGGAAUAUACUAGAAAAGUCCGGGAAAAAGUGGGAAUUGAAUGAAGGUGAUGGCGCGUUCUACGGUCCAAAACUCGACAUUAUGGUGCCAGAUAAUGCCGGGAAAGUACACCAAGUGGCAACAAUCCAAUUGGACUUUCAAUUACCCGAGAGGUUUGAUUUGAAGUUUAAAAAUAAGGACAACAAAUACGAAAGACCGAUAAUGAUCCACAGGGCAAUUUUUGGUUCCGUGGAAAGGUUUCUAUCUUUACUGAUCGACCAUUAUAAGGGUAAAUGGCCAUUCUGGUUGAAUCCAUACCAAGCCAUGAUUAUUCCGGUAAACACCAAAAUGGAGGGGCAGACCGAAGCUUGUUUGCGUUUGAAAGAGAUGCUACGCGGUGAAAUUAACCACGAAUCCUCUGAAAACUUGAAACCCGUGCCCUUAAAUAGUUUCCAUUUUGACGUGGACGUGGAUGCAAGACCAGAGCCUGUCGGAUAUAGGAUAAAAGAUGCCAUUUCGAAGCAUUACUCUUAUCUCAUUAUGGUUGGAGACGAGGAAGUCAAGACAAAAACCUACAGUAUUAGGUCAAGAGACAAUAGAAAGUUGACCCGUUUGACUUCUGAAGAGAUUUUCGAAAAGUUUCAAAAGUUGGAGAGCGAAUACAAGUAA